CUCUCUCUCUCUCUCUCUGUAUAUACUUUUGCUUACCAACAAAGUCUUCCUUUCUUCAUCAUCCCCAUUUCACCAAACCCAAAGCUCACGGGAACCUCACUGUUCUCAAAUGGCGGAUUCGAGCCCUUACACCAAGACCCACUUCCCAUUUUCAGAGCGGAACUCACCAAUUCAACCAAAACCCAAAUGCCAAGGUAAGUCCUUCACCAACUUCCUCUGCAAAUCUCUCUUCUUUGCGCUCUUUCUCGUUGUUCUCCCGCUGUUCCCUUCACAAGCUCCCGAAUUUGUCAGCCAAACCAUUGUUGCCAAGUUUUGGGAGCUUAUUCACCUUCUCUUCAUCGGCAUUGCUGUGUCUUAUGGCUUGUUUGGUCGAAGAAAGGUCGAUUUGGACAUUGAAGAAACUCACUCGAGUUUCGAUACUUCCCAGUCUUAUGUGUCUAGGAUGUUUAAUGUUUCUUCUAUUUUCGAAGAUGGGUUCGAAAAUCCAUGUGGGUCUGAUGAAAAGAGACUCGUUCAUAGUUGGAAUACUCAGUUUGUUGAGAGUGAGGAUUGUUUUGAAUCUAGUGGUGUUGAGGAACAGCAAAAACCCCAAUUUUCGAUGCCUGAAAAUGGUUUUGAAAACCCAUAUGGUUGGAAUUCUCAGUACUUUCAGGGUGAACCCAUGGUUGUAUUGGCUCAACCAAAUUAUGGUCUUGAUGAAUUGGGUAAAUCUGCAUCUAUAAUCGAUAAUAAGCCGUUGGGAUUGCCCAUUCGGAGCUUGAAAUCGACGGCGAGAAAGCUAAACAAUCCUGAGUUUAUUAAUGGAAGUGAGUCUGGGAAUUCAGGUUCAAAGGGGUCAUCUAAUAGUUCUGAUAGAAGUAAAAUUGGGGGUUUUGGAGAUUUAGAUCCUAUGAAUUUGGAACAGAAAUUCAAUGAAGCUUCUGCAGCUUCCCCAAUUCCAUGGCGUUCGAGAUCUGUAAGGAUGGAAAUGAGAGAGAAAGAGGGGGCUGCUAGCCACCCUUCACAUUUUAGGCCCCUCUCGGUUGAUGAAACUCAAUUUGAGUCGCUCAAAUCGCAGUCUUUUAGGUCCACAGGAUCUUUCUCAUCCCAAAAUAGUUCAAUCUCUCCCUCAAACUCGAUUUCCUCGGAUUUACUGAAUUCGAGUAUGGAAGAUUUGGGAGAAAAAAAGAGUUUGCAUAGGCCUUCUCCUGAGGCUUCACCAUCACCACCAAAACCAACAAAUGGCAAGGCUUCAUUGAAUGGAUUGCAUUCUCGGCGUUAUAGUCUUGGUUCAAUGUCUAGAAAGGAUGCCUCGAGAAGGCCUUCUCCUGAGGCUUCACCAUCACCACCAAAACCAACAAAUGGCAAGGCUUCAUUGAAUGGAUUGCAUUCUCGGCAUUAUAGUCUUGGUUCAAUGUCUAGAAAGGAUGCCUCGAGAAAGCCUUCUCCAGAGGCUUCACCAUCACCACCAAAACCAACAAAUGUCAAGGCUUCAUUGAAUGGAUUGCAUUCUCGGCAUUAUAGUAUUGGUUCAAUGUCUAGAAAGGAUGACUCGAGAAACUCUGAAAAUGAGUCAAAGGAAUGGAGUAAGGGUAGAAGAGAGGAUCCAUUGGGUGGUGAAGAUAACGGGACGGAUUCUUUGAAAUCGAACAUGAAUCCGGCAAGCCUCACAAAAGCUCCGACAAAGGGAAAAUCAGUGAGAACAAUUAGAGCUAGUGGACUGACUGCAGGAGCCGGAGCAAUGAAAAAUGAAGAGAUUUUGCAAAACCAAAUUGAUGACAAGAGCAAAAAGAAACUUGAAAAUUUGAAAGAAGCACAUAGGAGGACAGAUAAAACAAAAGUUGGACUUGAUGGUCUGAUGAUUGACACCAGUAAGCAAAGUCUUGAUAAUUUCUCUCCUAUGCCAAAGGAAACAUUCUCAAAGUAUCACAAAAAGGAAAAAGAAGAAUUUCAUGAGAAUGUAGCUGUAGGGUUUGAAGAAAACUCAGAUAAUGAGGCUGGAAGUUUUCAAGUAAGCUCGGAGGCAUAUGAUGUCUCUGGCUCUGGCUCUGUCAAUGAUGCAGGACCAGACUCUGAUGAGGUUGAUAAGAAGGCUGGUGAGUUUAUUGCCAAGUUUAGAGAGCAGAUUAUGCUUCAGAAAAUGGCAUCAAUUGAAAGAUCAAGAGGGCUACAUACAGGUGGAAACUAUUUUAGGUGAUAUAUAAGCUUAUGCUGCUAUAUAGAUUUCUAUCAAAGUGGAUAUGAAGUCCGUGUCUCUUCAUACAGUCUUCUUUUCAUCCUGGUCUCUUAUCAAUAUAUGCUUUAUCUUUCUAGUACACUUGGGAUGUUCAUCUACUUACAAUUAUAUGUGGUGGAGAUAACUUUAUAUCUAUCAACUUUUUGGGGGAGGAAACAUUGUCAUUUCUUCACCUCUGUAAUGGCAUUGGCAUAUUCAAUGAAAAGAUGUCAUAAAAAUUGCAUUAAUCAGUACCACCACUGAAUUUU
Corylus avellana is the source of this 2463-nucleotide messenger RNA. RefSeq names its product cotton fiber protein. Lineage: Eukaryota; Viridiplantae; Streptophyta; Magnoliopsida; Fagales; Betulaceae. The record is from RefSeq and is a predicted model, not a curated record.